AUGGUGACUAUAUGGACUCCAAUAUUUCCUUUGCUUUGUUGUUUGUUUUGUUUCAUUGGAAUUGUCUCUGGGUGAGUUUUUAAUACUUUUUUUGUUAGAUUAGGUGCCGACAUAAAGAACCCGCCAUUUUUUCGGUAAAUUACAGGCAAAGUAUAUACGGUAAUUACAGGCAAAGUACAUACGGUAAUUACAGUCAAAGUAUGGCGGGUUCUUUAUGUCGGCACCUACUACUUUACUAUCUUCAUUGUGUAACAGUACUAAAGGGUUGACUAGUAAAAAAGGCGGGCCUGGCUCACUUUUUUUGACUGUGAAAGGGGAGGGCCUGUCUUUUCAGCUUGGUUACUAAAAUUUGUUUUGGCUCAGUCUUGGUAGGGCCUAGUUUGCUUCUGUUAGACAUGAGAAACGGGCCGGGCCGGGCCCAAUUUUCAGGCUCGGCCCAAUCGAAAUUUUGCUCAAGGCCGGCCCGGCUCGAUUGUAGGCCCGGGCCUAAAAUUUUUUUUACGUGGAAACGGGCCGGGCCCGGCUCAUUUUUCAGGCCCGGUCCGAUCGAAACUUUUCCCAAGGCCGGCCCGGCCCGUUUCUCAUGUCUAGUUUCUGUUUGUCCCUGGUCGUGGCCUAGUUUGCUUCUGUUUCGCCCAAGCCGAGUCUAGUAAGCUCUCUUUCAGGUCUACUAAAAAGAAAGGGGGAAGUAGAGAACGAGGUGAAGAGAUAAGAGGAGAAUUUUCAAAAUCAAAAAUUGAAUAAAAAAUUUUUUAGAUAUGCCAUUGGUGUUGCACUAGACCACUUGCUCCCGGUUUUGCCAAUCAUUAGUGAAGGCGGGAUUCUAAUUCCAGAAAGAGGCGUUUUUGGAACUUUCAUCAAUUAUUCAGCGGUUUUCUGUAAGUAACUAGCCUUAGCCCAGUUCCUUAGUCUAGAGCCUUAGCCUAGAGCCCUAGCCCAGAGCCCUGGCCGAGAGCCCUAGCCCAGAGCCUUAGCCUAGAGCCCUAGCCUAGAGCCCUAGUUUAGAGACCCCUGAACUCAACCGCUAACCCCGAUCCUCUUGCCAGUCUAGAGUCCAAGCCUUAGAUUCGGCCCCUAGACCCAACCGCCAAACCCGACCUUUAGACCAUACCUCCUUCAAAGCCCUAGCCCAGAACUUUAGCUUUAAGCCUUGUCUUAGUCUCUAACUCUAGCCUAGCUCAAGCCAUAUCCCAGACUAACUUGAUUAUAUUUCAGGGUUCUUUACAAACAUCUGCCUGUACCUCCACAUGAAAGAUCACGUUCAGCAGCACAAGCCACACUCCAAAGUACGGCACUUCUUGUACGUUAUGUUGUUCCUUGGUAUCUUUUCCGGCUUUGGCUUCACUCUGUUGGCCAACUUUCAACUAAGUGAAGACUUAAUGGUACACGGUCUUGGUGCUAUUAUGAUGUUUUUCGGUGGCUUGGUCUUCUUCGUUUGUUACAUCGUAUUCACAUUGAAAGAACGUCAGUAUACGUCGCUUUGGAUGACCAUCAUUCGUAUGAUAAUUAUCGUACCGGCUGGUAUUUGCGUCUUUUUGCGUAAGUUUUUGGUUUUUAUAUUUGGUUGGGGGGGGGGAGAGGAAGGGCAGGGGGUAGAUAGGCAAGGCAGAUAGGUAGGACUAUAGUAAACACGGCUAAGGUAGGUAAGAUUACGGUGGAAAGAUUACAGUAGUUAAAGUCGAGGUGGGUUGGACUACGGUAAGAACUGGUAAACGACUAUAAUAUGUACGACUAUGGUACUGUAGGCAACACUACGGAAGUUGGACUACAGUAGGUAAGGCUACAGUAUGCAAGUCUACGGUAGUUAUUACUACAGUAAACAAGACAAGGGUAGGUAAAAUUACAGUAGGCUACGGUAGGUAAGACCUUGGUAAGUAGGGUCAUGUUAGGUAGAACUGAAGUAGGUAAGGCUAUAGUAUAGGUAUGAUUACGGUGAAAUGUUUAAGGCUACAAUAAGCUACUCGUACAGUAAUAUCUUAUACAACAGCUUUUUUAUCAUGUUGUACACCAGCCAAAAAUUUACAAUUUCAGAGCAGAUUUUUAAUGACAAUGCCAUCAUCGUAGUAGCAGUCAAUGGUACAGUACCUCCUUUACCUGAAAAAGUAGAUGGAAUCAACCGAAUUGGAUUUGGUCAGCCGGUAAGGGCACUUCUAGACUUACAUUAGGAUUACUGUAGUCUUACGGUAGAAUCACUGUAGAACUUCUACCUAUCUUUUAAUCAUUGAAAUUUUACUGUACGUUCAACGAAAGUAAGGUAGAACUACAGUAGGUAAAGCUAACUUACUGUAAUCUUACCUACUGUACUUCUACUUUACCUACUGUAGUUGCAACAUACUUUCUGCUUACUGUAGUUCUACUUCACUUUCUGCUUACAAAAGCCUAACCGUAGUCGACUGAAUUUUCAUUUUUCUUAUAAGCUACUACAGUAAUUUCAGUGGUGGUUGAAUCACUUGGUAUCAUCGUCUGCUGAAUGGACAGUAGCCUUCUUGUACUUGAUUCUGGUUGGAAGUCUAGCCUACGAUCUAUUAGGAUGCUAUAUUGUGAUUAAUCUGAAUGACUAUGAUCCAAGAAGAGUUAAGAGAAAUGUCAAAUCAUCUGAUAGUGAUCAACAUGGAAAAGGAACCGAUAAAGUAGACACAAAAUCAGAAGAGAAGGACGAUCAAUCAUCGUACAAAAGUUCAUACUGA
Messenger RNA from Bursaphelenchus okinawaensis, 2687 nucleotides. NCBI's taxonomy places the organism in Eukaryota, Metazoa, Nematoda, Chromadorea, Rhabditida, Aphelenchoididae. The record is from the annotation of a GenBank genome assembly.